This is a messenger RNA of Chlamydomonas reinhardtii, 602 nucleotides long. RefSeq lists its product as uncharacterized. The transcript has a single exon. Bases 29 to 202 code for a protein of 57 amino acids. The record is from RefSeq and is a predicted model, not a curated record. Lineage: Eukaryota; Viridiplantae; Chlorophyta; Chlorophyceae; Chlamydomonadales; Chlamydomonadaceae.
AUGUUGUUGGCGGUUCCCAAGCAGUUUCAUGGCCUUGAUUGGCCCUACGGGCCCACCUGAUGGCAAAACAGCGCGCCGCGUGACCUGUGCCCUUUGCGCGUUGGUACUUGUCAACGCCGGGAAGGCGAACUAUGUGGCCAACAACAUUAAGAAGGCGCAGAGGAUUGCCCAGAAGCAGGCGGCCAAGGGCGCGGUUGGUUAGGUGCCGGUGGGGGUUCGGCAACUAUGCUUGACUUGGUGGGAGGAAUGGCUGGAAUGGCGAGAGGAUGGAGGAAUGCGGACAGACAUUGUUGGGGGUUAACGUUGAACCAAUCCCGUAACGAAACAGUCGCGCGGCAUGGAUUGUUGGGGGGAGCCAGCUUUGCGUGAAACUUGGGGCAGAAUCAGGAAGGGGAGACAGGUCAGCACUGGGCACCUGCUGGAUCACCACCCAGUGUUGCCAAGUUGCGUGCCCCAAGGGCCAAGCCACUAAGGGUAUGUGUGUGUGCCAGACCCUUUGCCCCAAAACUUGGCUAGUGUGAUGGAGUCUCGGAUCAGUUGGAUGCCCCCAGUCAGCUGGACAGUGACAAUCGCUGGCGUGGGGUUGUAUAUUACUACUCCGU